Molecule: messenger RNA, 1420 nt
Organism: Cylas formicarius (sweet potato weevil)
Lineage: Eukaryota; Metazoa; Arthropoda; Insecta; Coleoptera; Brentidae
Product: dihydrodiol dehydrogenase 3-like
Exons: 6
Coding region: 5-973 (322 amino acids)
Cellular component (GO): cytosol
Molecular function (GO): aldose reductase (NADPH) activity
Source: RefSeq, a predicted model, not a curated record
AAUCAUGACCAGCGUUCCAACGUUGCCCCUCGGGACUUACAAAAUACCUAUUAUUGGUAUUGGGACUUUAGCAGUUACCGAUGGAGAAGCACUGGAAAAAAUGUUGAACGCUGCUUUGGAGGUAGGCUACAGGCAUUUCGACACGGCAUUUUUGUACAGGAACGAACACCUUAUCGGCAAAGUCCUCAACAAGUGGUUCACGUCGGGAAAGGUCAAAAGAGAAGAUAUCUUCGUAACUACAAAGUUGCCAUUUGAUGGUACAUAUCCGGAGGGGGUGGAAAAAUUCCUGAAGGAAUCAUUGGCGGCCCUUCAAUUGAACUACGUCGACCUAUAUUUAGUGCAUUUUCCAGUUCGGAUAAAACCGUUAAACGGCAAAGGACUUGAAGCCGCUGAACCAUUGCCAACCGACCAUUUAGGCGUUUGGCGGGAAAUGGAGAAACAGGUGAAGGCAGGUCGCGCCAAAACCAUCGGCGUCUCGAAUUUCAAUCGGAGACAGGUGGAGAGACUUCUAAAAGAGGCCGAAAUUAAACCAGUCUGCAAUCAAAUCGAGUUAAAUGUGUAUCUACCACAAACGCAAUUCGUGGAGUUCCUUCAAGCAAACGGAAUCAUCGCGGUUUCGUAUUUUUCCUUGGGAAAUCCUGCACUAAAACAGCAGAGAAUUCAGUCGGGAUUCUGGCCAGCGGGAAAACCUGACGUAUUGGCCGAUCCUACGAUAAAACGUAUCGCCGAUAAACACAACAAAACACCGGCCCAGAUCCUGCUGAAAGCUCUGGUUCAACGGAAAAUUGUAGUGAUUCCUAAAAGCGUCACUCUCAGUAGGAUAAAGGAAAACUUUCAGCUGUUCGAUUUUGAUCUAGAUGCUGAAGAUGUGGAAGCUAUAGCUGGGAUAGCGAUCGGCGAGAGAGCUAGAUUGGGUCAAUUUAAACCAUUGCAAGGCCAUCCGGAAUAUCCUCACCCUGUAUUGGACGGCUAAAUUCGUCUCGGUAUUUUUUGCAAUAAAUGUGGGAAACUCUGAGCUUUUUCCAUUUAGCGUUCAAUUUCAACCAUACUGACCUUUUGCAAUCCUUAAGGGUUGAUUUAAACUGUGAACUAUGCUUUGUUGACCACUUCGUUAAUCGAAUAAACUAACCUUUUUUAAUUCUUUCUUUUAAUACCAAAAAUUUAUCUUUCGAUCGGACAAUAAAAUAUCUUUAUCUCACUUAUUAUAAUCCACCAUUCUGAUCAUUUCAUGAUCGCCCUACGGGAACUCAUGAAACAACUACCUAAGAAAAAUUUUGCGGAGGUUCAUUGUCAGCUAUAACUGCAAAUUCCGACAUUCGACCCGUAAGACCUCGCGGCUUUCACCAAACAACAUGGCCGCUGACAGAUCGUCGAUGUUGGGAUUCAAUUUUCAGACAAAAGAGGAGUUAAGUUUUUGUUC